ACACAAAUUGAGGUAACUCAACAUUCAAGUAGUGAACCAAGCAAAGGGGACAAGGGGUAGAGAGUGGGAGACAGAGAAUGGCACAAGUCCAGCAAUUCCUAGCACUAAGACCAUUCUCUUCUACAAAUGGGAUGUUCAUACCUAUCUUUCGACCUCCAUUUAACCCCAAAUUCCAUGUCUUUGGCGCCAUUUCUCUCUCCAAUUUUCACAGAAAACCAAAACUUUCCAAUCCCAAUUAUGUUUCCAUCUCUCGUUCUUCCCCUUUUGCUUAUCCUCACCACCCCACUUCUGGGUUUCGCCAUUUUUGCAAAUUUAGUGAUUCUGACUCAAUGUCACAGCUGGAGCUUGGGAAACAAUAUGGGAGACGCAAACCAGAGAAGAGGGUGAACGCAAUAUUCUGGAUUAUUCUUCUUAACCUUGCUAUAUAUGUGGCAGAUCACAUCUUUCUGGUUCGAGACAUCAAAGCCCUAUACUUGUUCCACAAUCGACCUGCUUGGUACCAGUUUGUGACAGCUGCAUUUUGUCAUGCAAAUUGGAACCAUCUUUCCAGCAAUCUGUUCUUUCUUUACAUUUUCGGGAAGCUCGUGGAAGAGGAAGAAGGUAGCUUUGCAUUGUGGCUUUCUUAUAUUCUAACAGGUGCUGGUGCAAACCUUGUUUCUUGGUUGGUUCUCCCAAGAAAUGCAGUUUCUGUUGGAGCCUCUGGUGCCGUUUUCGGCUUGUUUGCAAUAAGCGUCCUUGUGAAGAUGUCAUUGGAUUGGAGAAAGAUUCUUGAAGUGCUCAUAUUGGGCCAAUUUGUGAUAGAGAAGGUGAUGGAAGCAGCUCAAGCAUCAACUGGUUUGUCCAAUGGCUUCAUUGGAACCUACUCGUUACAGAAUGUCAACCACAUUGCGCAUCUAUCAGGUGCUUUGGUUGGGGUACUUUUGGUAUGGUUACUAAGUAGGGUUCCAUCUGAUCCGUCAGAAGGGUAGCCUGAGAA
Chenopodium quinoa (quinoa) is the source of this 976-nucleotide messenger RNA. RefSeq names its product rhomboid-like protein 11, chloroplastic. Gene Ontology annotation, molecular function: serine-type endopeptidase activity. The transcript has 7 exons. Bases 78 to 968 code for a protein of 296 amino acids. NCBI's taxonomy places the organism in Eukaryota, Viridiplantae, Streptophyta, Magnoliopsida, Caryophyllales, Amaranthaceae. Gene Ontology annotation, cellular component: membrane. The record is from RefSeq and is a predicted model, not a curated record.